This is a messenger RNA of Capronia epimyces CBS 606.96, 2565 nucleotides long. RefSeq lists its product as uncharacterized. The transcript has a single exon. The record is from RefSeq and is a predicted model, not a curated record. NCBI's taxonomy places the organism in Eukaryota, Fungi, Ascomycota, Eurotiomycetes, Chaetothyriales, Herpotrichiellaceae. The coding region runs from base 1 to 2565 and encodes 854 amino acids. Gene Ontology annotation, molecular function: protein binding.
AUGAAUUACAAUACAGGAGCGACCUUCGUCCCGGGAGGUGAUGACUCUUACUACAUGCCUGAACUGAUCCAACCGACACCCAACCGGUACGUCGCUAGAUCGAGGUCUCCAUGCCAUCCUACUGACAGAUACAGGGUACAUGAGCUUCCGAGCAACAUUGAACAGAAUGUUGCUCAAAUGGAACAGGCUGCAUCUAAUCCUCCUUCGGCAAGUUCACCAUCAGUUUACUCUCCACAAUCCGCAGACUACCUGCCGUCGAACACAUCUUGGAUGUCAGCGCCACCGCUCAGCAACAACAACCAGCAAGCGUUCGGACAGCAGAUCCCUUUGACUGCCCCAAGCCAAGCGUACCAGCAAGAUAACUAUGCGCCGAGAAACAGUCCCGGUCCUCAAACAGACCAACCGAACUUCUCUCCGUUUCCUAUCCUCCGAAACCCUCCACCCAACAUUCCACCCACGGACGAGCAGAAGGAAGCCACAUUGGAGGCAGCGAGGGCAGCUGUAUUGAGUUGCAGUGACCCAGAGACCCAGUUGACAUGGGCGCAGGAUGCGCUGUCCUUUGUGGAAGUGUGUCAACAGAACGAAGAGAGAAUAGCUUUGGCACAAGCCCCUCGGACGCGGACGCCUCGAAUUGAGCACGCUCUGAGGGAAGAUGCACUCAAGAUUGUGGGCUUUCUAGCAGACCAGCAUCACCCUAGGGCGGAGUUCAUGCGAGGCAUGUGGCUCGAGUUCGGCAAAUUCGGUCACCGAAUCGACAAGAGAGAAGCAUUCAAUUGCUAUACAAGAGCAUCCGAAAGGGGUUACAUCCGUGCUGAUUAUAGAAUCGGUAUGCAGUUCGAAUCAUCCAACGACGCCCUUAAAGCUAUCAAAUAUUACCAGAAAGGGGCCGCGAGCGGAGAUUCUGCUGCUUGUUACAGGCUGGGAAUGAUGACUCUUCUCGGCCAGCACGGUCAAGUACAAGACUAUGAACGUGGCACUAGCCUCAUAUAUGCGUCUGCUCAAACGGCCGAUGAGAACGCUCCCCAAGGUGCUUACGUCUUUGGAAUGCUCCAGGCCCAUCAAAUGCCCCAAAUCCAGAUACCGGAGCGCUAUCUGCCAAAAGAUAUUGCAGCCGCCAAAAUCAACAUUGAAAAGGCUGCCUACUUGGGCUUCGCCAAGGCACAAGUUAAGAUGGGGGCUGCUUACGAAUUGUGCGAGCUCGGCUGCUCUUUUGAUCCUGCCCUCUCUUUGCACUACAACGCCCUUGCGGCGAGGCAGGGCGAGCCUGAAGCUGAGAUAGCUAUCAGCAAAUGGUUCCUCUGUGGCCACGAGGGCCUCUUUGACAAGAACGAGGAGAUGGCUUUCACUUAUGCACAACGAGCCGCACUGUCAGGUUUCUCGACGGCGCAGUUUGCCCUCGGAUACUAUUAUGAGGUUGGUAUCUAUGUCCCAGUCAACUUUGAACAAGCCAAAGAGUGGUAUCGAAAGGCAUCACAAAGUGGCAACCAGGAUGCGGGUGGAAGAAUCGAGGCCAUUUCCCGAUCCAAAACAUUAUCUCGGAAAGACCAUGAAAAGCUUGCUCUUUCAAAGAUCCGACAACAGCGAGGCUCAAUGAUCGGGGGAGCACAAGUACCACCGGUGCCUGCGAUGCCAACCCUCACUGAAGAGCACGACUCUACGAUCAUCGAUAUGCCCGACCCAUCUCGCCUUUCUCUCAACUCUCAGAGACCUCCUUCAGCACGGCCCGGAAGCACCGUGCCAUACCCAACCGAUAACGCCGCUAUGCCGACAGCCAACCAAGGACCGGAUUUUCGACCAGCCUCGGCCUUUGGCAUCAACCCCAACCUUCGACCUGCUUCGGCUGCGACGGUGGGAGGCCCCAGACCUGAUCCCUAUGGACAACCACAUAUGUCGCCUCAACAGCGACCGCACUCGACGAAUGAGGCUAGAGUACACGCGGCAGGCUAUGGACAGGGUGCGCGAAUACCUUCAGGACGGACGACCGGACCAGGAGUUCUGCAAAUGCGGCCACCUCCCAAACCGGGUGCUACGUCGCCGUAUCUUGACCCAAGAGCAGCUGGUCAGACUCCGACGCCUCCGGCGCUUGAUAUUGGCUUUUCAGCUCCACUCGAAAGACCGCGACCUCAGCAACCCGCUGGGCCGAACAUGGGUAAACCUCAACCUCCUCAUCCGAACAACCCUUCUCGCCCAUCUUCUCGACCCAAUCAACCUGCACCGCAAGGCCCUUCGCAGAAUCGACCUCCGCAGGCGAUCUCACGCCCUGGACCUGAUCGUCCGAACAUGGGAUAUGGUCGCCCUCCUAACGCUCCGACGCCUCCUAGUAAAACGCCAACGCCCGGGCAACAGAAUGUGAACCCCGGCAAUAUGGCUCCGCCACGACCAGAUUUCAAUGGACCAAUCGGCGGAGGUCAAACAUCAAAGCCGACUUCUGUGCCGGCCAAUUCUGUCCGACCACCAGGGAAAGGACCAAAGACAUUUGAUGAGAUGGGUGUCCCCCCUGGCAAGGAUAAAAGCGAAUGCGUAAGUCGUGAUCCCUUGGCUAUGCCCAGGCAGAGUUUCCAUUGA